AUGUGGUCCAACUUGACAGGCCAGCCCUCCAUCUCCCCGGGAGCUGACUCCUCCAUCACCCCUCGCAUCACCUCUGUGUCCGUGACCCAGGAAGAAGGCGUCCUCGCCCCUCUGCUCUGCAUUUCCGAAAGUACUGCACACACUCAGAGGACCCUGGGUAAACCGAGAGCCAGCCCUGCACCCCAUGGCAAUGCACCCACGGCCCUGUACCCACGGCCCUGCACCCACGGCCCUGCACCCACGGCCCUGCACCCCAUGGCCCUGCACCCACGGCCCUGCACCCCACAGCCCUGCUCCCACCCAGCCUUGGUUGUCAUGGCCACUUCAGGAAAGGACACCAGUGUUUUCAGAGCUCCUGCUUCGUGCAGUCAGGCAGUGCUUGGGGCCAUGGGUCCUGGCACCCACAGCCCUGCAUCCACAGCCCUGCACCCACGGCCUUGCACCCACAGCCCUGCACCCACAGCCCUGCACCCCAUGGCCCUGCACCCACGGCCCUGCACCCCACAGCCCUGCUCCCACCCAGCCUUGGUUGUCAUGGCCACUUCAGGAAAGGACACCAGUGUUUUCAGAGCUCCUGCUUCGUGCAGUCGGGCAGUGCUUGGGGCCAUGGGUCCUGAAAGCAGUGCUCAAUCCAGCGUCCUGGUUCUGGGGGAGGACGAGAGCCACAGGAACAGACCCAAGCUGCCCAACCCGGCCAGCGAGAGUAGCUGCCCCCGGCUGCCCGCAGACCUGCAGGUUGAAGGCUUCGUGGACAUUGUCGGCAGCAUGAUGGCGGCCAUCGUUCACUGA
This is a messenger RNA of Myotis brandtii (Brandt's bat), 789 nucleotides long. It is a transcript of the gene PRR21, whose product is annotated as proline rich 21. NCBI's taxonomy places the organism in Eukaryota, Metazoa, Chordata, Mammalia, Chiroptera, Vespertilionidae. The coding region runs from base 1 to 789 and encodes 262 amino acids. The transcript is spliced from 5 exons. The record is from RefSeq and is a predicted model, not a curated record.